Messenger RNA from Harpia harpyja (harpy eagle), 2663 nucleotides. RefSeq names its product ArfGAP with dual PH domains 1 (gene ADAP1). The transcript is spliced from 11 exons. The record is from RefSeq and is a predicted model, not a curated record. Gene Ontology annotation, molecular function: phosphatidylinositol bisphosphate binding; GTPase activator activity. NCBI's taxonomy places the organism in Eukaryota, Metazoa, Chordata, Aves, Accipitriformes, Accipitridae. Gene Ontology annotation, biological process: positive regulation of GTPase activity. The coding region runs from base 233 to 1360 and encodes 375 amino acids. Gene Ontology annotation, cellular component: plasma membrane; intracellular membrane-bounded organelle.
UGCGGCUCCCGGCAACGGGACGAGAAGGUGUCCGGGGCUAAAACCGCCGCGGCUCGUCCUUGCCCGGCAGGGGCUCGGCCCCGCCGAAGCCGUUCACCUUGCAGCGGGCGGAGCGGGGCCGUAUGGAGCAGCCCGGCCUCGCCAGCGCCCCCCCGCCCCGCUCCAUGAAGCUGGUUUAAGGGCGGCGGAGCCGAAGCGGAGCCCCGCACCGCCCCGCACCGCCGCCGCCUCCAUGGCGAAGGAGAGGAGCAGGAAAGCGCUGGCGGAGCUGCUCCAGCGGCCGGGGAACGCGGCGUGCGCCGACUGCGCAGCCCCGGACCCAGACUGGGCAUCCCACAGCCUAGGGAUCUUCAUCUGCUUGAAUUGUUCAGGAAUCCAUCGUAAUAUUCCCCAAGUCAGCAAAGUGAAGUCGGUCCGUCUGGAUGACUGGGAUGAUGCUCAAGUGGAGUUUAUGGCCUCGAAUGGAAACAAUGUAGCAAAAGCAAAAUAUGAAUCUAAAAUGCCACCGUUUUAUUACAAGCCAACAUUUCUUGACUGUCAACUGCUGCGGGAACAGUGGAUCAGAGCCAAAUACGAACGAAAAGAGUUCAUUCACAGCGAGAAGCAGGAACCUUAUUCUGCAGGGUACCGAGAAGGAUUUCUGUGGAAGAGAGGACGUGACAAUGGGCAAUUCUUAAGCCGAAAAUUCGUGUUAUCGGAGAGGGAAGGUGCACUGAAGUACUUCAACAAAAAUGACGCAAAAGAACCCAAAGCAAUUAUGAAGAUCGAGCAUCUAAAUGCGACUUUCCAGCCUGCAAAAAUCGGGAACCCACAUGGACUGCAGAUCACUUACUUGAAGGACAAUAGCACAAGGAACAUCUUUGUCUAUCAUGAAGACGGCAAGGAAAUAGUGGAUUGGUUCAACGCCAUCCGGGCAGCACGUUUUCAUUACUUACAAGUGGCAUUCCCUGGAGCCAGCGAUGUUGAUCUGGUGCCAAAGCUUUCUAGAAACUACCUGAAGGAAGGGUACAUGGAGAAAACAGGGCCAAAGCAAACAGAGGGAUUCAAGAAGCGAUGGUUCACCAUGGAUGACCGACGGCUCAUGUAUUUCAAAGAUCCCCUGGAUGCCUUUGCUAGAGGGGAAGUUUUUAUUGGGAGCAAGGAAAACAGCUACAAGGUCCUGGAAGGGCUCCCGCCAUCCACACAGGGAAACCACUGGCAGCACGGGAUAACCAUCGUCACCCCGGAUCGGAAAUUCCUCUUCGCCUGCGAGACGGAGGACGACCAGCUGGAGUGGAUUACGACUUUUCAGAAAGUUAUAAGCCGGCCAAUGCUGCCUCAGGAAUACGCAGUGGAAGCCCAUUUCAAACAUAAACCUUAGCUGGGACUGGCUGGGCAGACCUGAGGAGUGAGCUUCUGUUUACAACACAACGUGGUUUUAUUUGAAAUGUUAAGAAUAAUGAAUAAUAAUAAUAACAGUAAUAAUGAUAAUAAUACUUCCCUUUCCCCUCAUCAUUCACUUGAUCAUGUCGGAAACCAAGAAGGGCGGCAGCGAAACGUCGGAGAAGAUGCUGAUCCAACCCGAAAUUCGGCUCUGUGGCCGCUCCACAGGACGUGCCGCUGGGACGGGUGGUCCCGCGAGCCCCCUCGUCACCCCACACCCACUGAAAGGGACGUCCCACCCGGCUUCGGCGGGACGGCGAAGACUCUUGGUGGCACAUCUCGGGGGAGAUGGGGCUUUUCCCCACGCGCUGGUCCCCGGGGGCUGGAGCUGAGCAUCCCCGCAGCCCCAGCUCGCUGCCAGCCCUUUUGGCGGGGGGCGGGGGGCUGCGGGUCCCCGAGCGGUGACGUCCCCGUGAGAUGCGAAGCAUCGACCUGGAAACAUCCGAAACGGUGACGCGCGAAAUGGCUGAGCCUCCGGACGGCAUCGGGGUAAAUGAGAAGUAAAUUGCCUCACCUGGGGAGCGGUGGUGAUGCCGUACCCGGGCUAGGGUGAAAUGGGUUUUAGAAAUAGAGGGAAUGGGCAUCGUCGGCCUCGUUACCUGCUUAACGAAGGGCACGGGUUGGGGGGGGCACCGAGCCAUGAGGCGAUGCUGGGGAAGCAAAGCUUUUGGGGUCGGGGCCCAUGCGCUGCUCCCCGGGUCAUUCCUGUUUCGUGGUUCUGGGGGAUUCACAUCAUUUUGGGAGCCUGGCGUGGGCUGGGGGGGUUGAGCUUUAGGUGCAGUUUUUCUGACAGGAGAUGUAAAAGCCUGUCCCAGCCCACCCCCAGCAGGCACGUCCCUCCAGCCGAUGGCACGUUGCUUCUCCAGACUGGUGGUUGCACUUUUUUUUUUUUCAAUAAUUCUCUUGAUUUUUUUUUUUUUGUUGAUUUUUCCAUCCCCGCCCCCUGCCAAAAAAAAAAAAAAGCUGCUUGAAGUGACGUUUCAGCGCUGUGUUGAGCACUGUAAUUCCUGCGGUCGGGGCAGGCAGGCUGGGACUUGCACACCAAGUGCUGGAUUUUUACCCAAAAAUGAAAUUUCCGGUGUCCACUGAAGUACCAGCCCCAGGCACGGACCUGUCCGACGCGUUUCUUAUGUUGGUGUGUGUAAAUGAGAGCAUCUCAUCGGCUGUAUGCAUUCGUUCUGUCACUGGUAAGACAACUGUGGUACUAAAUGUCAUUCAAACCAAUAAAUUAUUAUGUCGGA